This is a messenger RNA of Pseudonaja textilis, 2180 nucleotides long. RefSeq names its product U-box domain containing 5 (gene UBOX5). Gene Ontology annotation, cellular component: nucleus. The record is from RefSeq and is a predicted model, not a curated record. Gene Ontology annotation, molecular function: ubiquitin-ubiquitin ligase activity; ubiquitin protein ligase binding. NCBI's taxonomy places the organism in Eukaryota, Metazoa, Chordata, Lepidosauria, Squamata, Elapidae. Gene Ontology annotation, biological process: protein polyubiquitination.
CCGACCGGAAGUGGUCCUGCGGUGGGAGAAAAGAGGAGCCUCGCCGAGCGGCCGUGGCAGGAAAGGAAAGGGAAAAGGACCGCGAUUAGCCAGGAUCUCAAAGCAAUUUGUAUUCGUUGCCAGGUGCCACCAGACCUUUAAUAUCAUCGACUGUCCUAGCAGAAGAAUGCAAUGAAUUGAAGAUCAAAUUGAAGAUUGAAAGGAACCAGAGCCAGAUUAAAAUUCAGGAAGCCGAUUUCCGUCCACAUCCCUAAAUAUGGUGAUCAACCUCUGCCUUCCACAGUUCAAGCCAAGAAUUCACUGCAACAAGAUUUCCGCCGACGGCUAUGAAGUGGAAAACCUCAUCUCCGAAGACCCCGUCAAGCGACACCGUGGCUUCCGCUGCGAAUACUUCAUCAAGCCGCCGGUGCAGGUGACCAUUUCCUUCCCCUUCAAUGUGGAAAUCUGCCGGAUUAACAUCGAUACUUCGUCCGGCUCGUGCCACAACAUCACCGGCUUGGAUAUUUAUACCGCUACCUCCUCCAAUAAGGCCUAUUGGAAUAGCCCAGAGCCCCUUUUCUCCGCUCCGUCCGGCCAGCCUCCGGCGUCGGACAAGGAGACCUUCACCCUGGUGGGCAAAGCCGUCUUAAAGAAUCAAAGCAAAGUGACCUUUGGCCAUCGUGGCUUCCGGCCCAGGCCUCCCUUCCAUCACCAAGCCGACCCUCUCCUCUCCUUUCCCGGCUCCGCCUCUUUGGACUUAUGGAAUAAAGGCCCGGCUUCCUUAAGUAGUGUCACCUGGCUGAAAAUCUGCAUUGCUUACGUGGCGGGCAGCGGGCUGCCUUCCAUCAAGAGAGUCGAGGUCUGGGGCCAACCGUCCAAGUCGUGCUCUCAUGACGUGGUGGACGAUGUCCUCCGGGUCGCCACCAAGUCCUCGUUGGAUGCCUCGGACAGUCAACUCCCCGCCCUUCCUCUGCCAAUGGAGAGUGACACGGGGCCCGACUCCCGGGAACAGAACCUGGUGGAGGUUCUCCAGGACAUCCCGGAAGAAUUCCUGGACCCCAUCACCCUGGAGAUCAUGACCCUGCCCAUGCUGCUGCCCUCCGGGAAAGUGAUCGACCGAGGAACCCUGGAGAAGUGCAACCGGAGCGAGGCGACCUGGGGGCGUGUGCCCAGCGAUCCUUUCACAGGGGUGGCGUUCAGCCCGCACACGCAACCCCUUCCCCACCCCUCGCUCAAGGCGAGGAUCGACCACUUCCUCCUCCAGCACGACAUCCCCGGCGUCAACCUGCUGGGCCGGAGCCGGGCUUCGGGGACGGUGGUGGCGUCGUCCCUCGCCAUGUCAUCGCUCAAACGGAAGAUCGAUCUGGUGGACCAGAACCAGGAGGGAGUCCCGGAGGGCAGCCACUGUGCGGCGGUGGACUUCGCCGUGGCGUCCAGUUUGGGGUUCCACGCGAAGAGGGUGAAAAUGGAAUGGGAUUUGAACUCGUCGCAGAUGGAUUGCUCCACAGAAGCGGUGACGCAUGAACAGAGGCUGUCCGAAAGUUUGGACAGCGCCUUGAACUCCGCACUUAGCACGAUGCCGUUCACCGCGAGUUUGGCUAAAGGCGGGCAGCACGGGCACAGCAGCAGCAGCAGCAGCAGCUCCAGCGAUGUCUGCGGGGCUGGCGGAGCUUACGAGCACGACAGGAACCCCGCCCCCCAGGGAUGCUCUUCUUGUUCCCGCGCCUUUUCUCCCUACUUCAAGACCGAGGCCGUCUACCAGCUCCCGUGCCGGCAUCUGGUGUGUCGCGCUUGUUUGGCUGACCAACCAAAAUCGCCCUCCGUCCUGUGCAUGAAUUGCAAGAGGCUGUUCGCCACCCACGACGUUUCGAGGGUCCACUUUUGAGAGGGAGAAUUGGGGGGGGGGGGAGAAGAAACGGGGGGGAGGACAACGCGCUCUUCGGAGGCGGGGAGAGGUGGCCCUGUGGCAGGCCUCAUAGCGGUAGCCAAGAGGCAGGACUGUUCCCUCUGCCCACCCACCCCCUUCCCUUCCGCCAUGGCCACCGCCGAGUCGCACAGUGACAACAAUCCUACACGUGCUGUACUAAAAGACAAAGGAACCCGGGGAGGUUGUGUACAGACUGUAUAGAAGGACAGUAGCAUUUUAAAGCUGGAGGAAUCAAAAGGAUAAUAAAGCCAUAUGCUUAUCUAAUUUUCUUUUU